Ceraceosorus guamensis is the source of this 1694-nucleotide messenger RNA. RefSeq lists its product as hypothetical. Gene Ontology annotation, biological process: protein monoubiquitination; protein import into peroxisome matrix. The transcript is spliced from 4 exons. NCBI's taxonomy places the organism in Eukaryota, Fungi, Basidiomycota, Exobasidiomycetes, Ceraceosorales, Ceraceosoraceae. Gene Ontology annotation, molecular function: zinc ion binding; ubiquitin-protein transferase activity; protein binding. Bases 241 to 1584 code for a protein of 447 amino acids. The record is from RefSeq and is a predicted model, not a curated record. Gene Ontology annotation, cellular component: peroxisomal importomer complex; peroxisomal membrane.
GCCCCGGCCGAUCAGGACGAACCUGAAGCCGGUCCACACCGUUAUACCUACCGCACCGAUGUGGCGUAGCAUACAUCUUAUGCGACACACUCGUAACUACUAACUGUCACACGACGCUUCUCUGGCUUUCCCUGUGUUGCAAGGUCGUCGCGACAAAGUACCUCGCCGUCUAAAGGGCCAGCCGUAGUCGAAACAUUCUGCGCCGCCGAAGUCGAGCGAGCCACACGGCAGCGUCUCAAGAUGGAUUUAUUGCAGUCAGUAGACCCGACCUCGGGUCAGCAAGGCGAUCCCUUCAGGCCCUCCUUCUUCGAACUGAUAGCUCAAGAUCAGCUCCGGGAUCUACUCAAGCCAGCUCUGAGGUAUGUCCUGGCAGUCCUUGCGCAGAGAAAUCCUAGGUACUUGAUAAGGGUCGCCAACCGCUUCGAUGAGGUGUAUGCGCUCGCCAUGUUCGCUGUGGAACGACAUUACUUGACCACGUGGGGCUCUUCGUUCGCCGAAAACUUCUAUGGUUUGCGCAGAAGGAGGAGACCAGGCUUGUCAUCUUCUCGCAGCAAAGCUUUCAGCACAGGUAGUACGCGCACUUCUCUGGCACGCUACGAAAAGCUCCGGUCAAGGGAGAUCAAUCUGAGUCUGUUCUUGCUAGUGGGUGCGCCGUGGAUCAAAUCAAAGCUGCAUGACUAUUGGGAAAGCAUCGGAGGUGGCGCUCCCCAAGGCGGGCUGUUCGAUGAUGAGGAUGAGCAAGGAGACAGCGGAGGCGCCGCCAGACGGUUUGCUGGAACAGCACAAACGAGCCGUACAGAACAAUUGAGAGAAUUGUUUCGCAAGUGCUUCAGAAGUGGCUAUCCUUACGUCGGAGCAGGGUAUCAACUUUGGCUCUUGUCAUAUAACGUGGCCUAUCUGUUCGACAGGACACCAUACUGGAGGCCCUGGUUGCAAGCGAUGCGCGUUGACGUCCGAAGAGUCAGCGCAGAGGACUAUCCUGCCUCCCCACCCCUGCUACCGCCGGAUAUGCCAAACCCGCUACGAUCACCCAUCUCAUUCGCUUUAGCCUUGUUGCGCGCGUCACCUUUCAUCUUUUUUGAAGCGCUCAAGUAUGCUCUCCCCGCUUCCAUCUUCUUCUUCAAAUUCCUCGAGUGGUGGUACUCGGCGGACAAUCCACGUCGAAGACGAGGCGGCUCGCGAGGAGGAGGAGGAGGAGCAGCCGCGAACGGGGGGCCAGCGGGAGCAGAUGGAGAUUUACCGUUGUUCCCUGGCCCGAAGCCUCUCUUGCCACACCCUCAAGGCUGUCUGUACAAACGCGACCCAGCGUACAAGCAGCCCCUUAUCUCCACCACUCGAGCGGCACCCACACGCAAGGUCGAUAAAGACGGUCGACGGGUCCUCAAAGAGACCAAGGAUGUCCUGCUGCACAACGCCUGUCCUCUUUGUGGAAGCACGCCCAUCAACAAUCCUUGCGUGCUGCCUACCGGCUACGCCCUCUGCUAUACUUGCGCUCAUGGCUAUGUCGACGAGCACUCAAGAUGUCCAGUCACUCUUGUCGAAAUUUCUGGUGGCACGGCUGACCUCAGGAGGGUCCUUGGCUGAAUGCAUACAUCAUCACAGCCUCGAAGGGCAGCACGACCACAACACCCAAUGCGAAUCAAGUGUGCGCUGAACCACUGGGACUGGCCUUCGAAAUGUACAUUGCGCGUAUU